This is a messenger RNA of Calliphora vicina (urban bluebottle blowfly), 1233 nucleotides long. RefSeq lists its product as uncharacterized. Lineage: Eukaryota; Metazoa; Arthropoda; Insecta; Diptera; Calliphoridae. Bases 1 to 1233 code for a protein of 410 amino acids. The record is from RefSeq and is a predicted model, not a curated record. The transcript has a single exon.
AUGAAACCAUUAAAUUACAAAGAAAAAAACAACAACAACAAACCCCUGAUGAAUACUGAUGAUCUCGGUUCUUCAUCAGAAGACGACCUAUUGGCCUCUAGCCAAGAGACCUUGGUCGAAAUGUCAGGCAGCGUGGGUGACCGUCACAGCACUCUACUGCCCUCCAAAAACUUGACAAAUGCUUCUCUUCAAUCGGAUGCCAAGGCAGGCGACCAAUUGAAGAAGAAAAGAAAAAAGAGGAAGAGUCAGAAAGACAUCCUCAAAUCCCGAUACACCAAGGCGCGAUUUAUUCUUGACAAGAUUGACAAGAAUGCUGCCAGCGGUGCUCCCCAUGAGCGUGAUGAGGAAGAUCGCGCCAAAUACCAGGCUGUGGUAGACGAGUACCAAAAGUUUUUGGAUGCCGUACCCAGCACUUCAAAGGCAGCAGCCGAUGAAACAGAGAGGUCCAAGCGAAAUCGCUCUCAGGCAGAGGGAGAAAAAUCGCCUAAACGGAGAAAGGUUGCCGAAAAAAAAGCCGCUCCGGGACCUACAUCCACCACGACUACUUCCGCCAGACGGCCUUUCAAUGAGGUGGUUAAAGACCAUCUUCUUAUGGCUCUGGCGACCGAGAAAGACGGCAUCAUGAAUCCUGUGGUAACAGAAUGGGGUGCUAUCGAGUCCAAAUUAGCUGAACUCGUUAUGGAACACUUGUUCGCUAAUAGGACUGGUACGGCACCUCGCUUUGACUCUGGUGAAAUCCACCGGGGCUACAGGGUGAUCAAAUGCAUGGACGAGUUCUCAAAGGACUUUCUUAGCAAAUGCAUCGCUAAGAUUAGCGACGCAUGGGAUGGUUUAAGCCUCAAACUGAUCCCUGCUCAAGAAAUUCCAAUGAGACCGCGUGCACGUAUUUGGUUACCGAAGAUGGCAACCGAUGCACAUAAAAUGUUGGAGUGUUUAAAGCUUCAAAACCCCAACAUCCACAUGGAUGACUGGUCCAUCAUCCGUACUGAGCAAGGCGAUGGCCAUACAUGCCUUAUCCUCGCCAUCACCGAAUCUGGCUCAGUCGAGCUUGAGAAGGCGGGCCUUAAGCUGUUCUUCGGAGUGAGGGACGCUAAGGUUAAGGUGUUCCGGCCCUCAGGUACGGGUAGCGGUGAAGCGGAUGAGGUUGAAGCAGCAAACUCUCUGCUCACAGAAAUGAAGCUAUCCGAACUCCCACCAAAAACCGACAAUGGCGCUCAAGGUAGUGCAGAUUAA